Cladophialophora psammophila CBS 110553 is the source of this 1371-nucleotide messenger RNA. RefSeq lists its product as uncharacterized. The record is from RefSeq and is a predicted model, not a curated record. The transcript has 2 exons. Bases 1 to 1371 code for a protein of 456 amino acids. NCBI's taxonomy places the organism in Eukaryota, Fungi, Ascomycota, Eurotiomycetes, Chaetothyriales, Herpotrichiellaceae. Gene Ontology annotation, molecular function: ATP binding; ATP-dependent chromatin remodeler activity.
AUGCCAGCAUCUCUCCUUCAAACAUGGCAUGACCAGAUGACCGAACACCUUGAACCAGGCACCCUUUGCUGGCAUAUCUACCGUGGCAGUGGGCGACGCAACAUUUGGAAAGCCCUCUCGAGUGUGCAGGUUGUUUUGACGACCUACGACGUUGUAGCCUCUGAGUAUCGCAAAGCUUUGGGAUCAGAUGCUGCGUUUUCCUCAACGCCCAUCUUUUCACGGACAUGGACACGGGUUGUCCUUGACGAAGCACAUUUGAUCCGGAAUACUGCAGCUUUGCGUACGAAAGCAAGUUUCUGCAAGUUACACCAUUCGACGACCCCACAAUAUUUGAUGAGCAUAUCGUCAAACCCUGGAAGACGAGAUCAGAUCCCAGAGCGGUGGAAAAAAUUAAGGAAGCUCGUCAAGGCUGUUGCUAUUCGACGGUCAAAGAAAUUGCUUGGUUUACCAGCUCGGGAGGAUCAGGUAAAUCGCGUUGAGUUUAGCGAAGAUGAGCGAAAGCGGAAUGAGAAGAUUCGCUUGCGUAUUCGAGACGUUGCUUUCGAUUCGGAUGGCACCAAUUUUUGCACACAUAUUCCGAGGUGGAUCGACGAUCUUCGAGGCCUUUGCGGCCAUGGCGGAGAACCCAUGCGUGCCAGUCGCUCCAGUAUGCAUUUGCCGUCUACGAAUAAGGCACGAUCUCCACUCCAGACUAGCGCCGCGGUUGACUUCGACCAGAUGAGCUUCCUUCUUAGUGACGAUCUGUUGGCCACGACUAACCAAGAGAGGGACUUCUGCGAGACGGCCAACAUAUCCGAUAUGUUGACGGAUGGGGUUGACGACCGCCAGGAACUGAGCCCCAACUGGCGCUCGAGCUGUAAGCGUCCCUAUCAAUGGCCACCUAACUGUUUCCUGAGCACACCCGAUGCAAGUGGAUGUAAUUCACCAUCUCUCGCGUCUCCGGCCGAGUCGGAUCACGCACCAGUGUACUCGUCGAAAGUCUCAGCCCUCCUAUCAGAUAUCUUCAAGCACGGCGGCAAGGCAGUCGUUUUCUCAUUCUGGCGCACCACUUUGGACAUGGUUUCCCGCUCCUUUGAGGAUUGCGGACUGCGCUUUGUGCGGGUCGACGGUACCAUGCCCAACCGUGAGAGAGAUUCCACACUUAAUGUGUUCCGGUCAGACAUAUCAAUCAAAGUGCUAUGGGCCACUGUCUCAGCUGCCGGCUUGGGGCUUGACAUCACUGUUGCCAAACUUAGCUUGUCUGCUGGAGCCUCAAUGGAAUCCAUCGACAGGGGAGCAGGCGCUGAGCCGAGUGCAUCGAAUGAGGCAGACGAAGCGUGUAAAGACCAUCAGAUACGUCGUCAGGAAUACCAUCGAGGAGAACAUUAUUGA